AUUACGUGUGAUGUACAGAUUAGCAUAUCUUAUGUGCGUGUGUUGUUGUGAUAACUAAAGUGCGUGUGUGUAUAUAAACCUAUAAACACAUAUCUUAUCUCACCAGUCACAAUCUUCCUCGUCUUCUUUCUCUCUCUUAAGGAUCUAAGAAGAAAUCUGAAGAAAGCAAAAGGUUCGAGGGAGAUGGCGACGGAAAACAAAAGAGCCGACGAUAUCGUCUUUUCUCAGGAACGAGAGUCGUCUACCUGUGGUACGAACAAAUACAAAGGACUUGUGCCAAAGAAAAAGCCUCUCAUUUCGCAGCCCAAACGUGCCUUUUUUGAUUCUGCAGACUGGGUUUUAUACAAGCAACAAGCAAGUGCAGAUGAGAGAACAAUAGAGGCGAUAGAAAACUUAAGACCCAAACUAGUGAGAACGCCUCACAAGCAACUUCCCCCAAGGGGACCUACCUUUGCAACUGGACAAGAGAAUCUGGUGAUAAACUACUCUACUGGAACUUCAGGCAGCAUAGGAAUGGAAUCAUGCACAAGCGGACACCAAGAUCUCAACUCCUCGCAGCUCCUCCACAAAUCAAACACAUCACGUUCCUGCUUGCCCUCCGCCGGCGAUCCCACCUGGUGUACUAGUCUGCAAGGUCGAUGCGGUUUGGGCCGUCAAUUCCGGACGUUGUGACAUAGAUGGGAUAGUCACUGGAAGCACUGCACUAUCUCUCUCCACCAUCUCUGAAGCGCAUAGUCAUGUAUCAUCAGCUUUAAUGGCAGAAGCCAUUGCUGUCCAUCCAGCGGUAUCUCUUGCCGUUUAUUCAAACAUCCGAUUUAUGGCGGUUCUAUCUGAUUCAAUAUCUCUAAUCAAGCUCUUGGAUAAGAGAAGAUACCACCUGAAAGGUUUGGUAGCAUGUUUGAUAUCUAUCAUUUUAUGUUUUUCUUUGAUGUUACCUCUUUUGAUUUAUUUCUAGAAAUUUCUGAGGUUGAUUAUGUGGCAAAAUUAGUUUUUGCUAUGUUUGUAACGAACUUCAUUAAUGGAGUGUUGUAGAACCUUUUAAGUAAUGCAACGCUUGUUUGAUCAAAUAAAAAUUAAGAA
This is a messenger RNA of Raphanus sativus (radish), 1080 nucleotides long. RefSeq lists its product as uncharacterized. The transcript is spliced from 7 exons. Bases 184 to 672 code for a protein of 162 amino acids. The record is from RefSeq and is a predicted model, not a curated record. Lineage: Eukaryota; Viridiplantae; Streptophyta; Magnoliopsida; Brassicales; Brassicaceae.